AUGCGGAAAGCAACUCGCAACAAAGGCGCCGCUGGCAACGGAUACAUGCUUAGCAAUCUGCCCAAUGACCUUCUGCUUAACAUUCUUGACAGGCUAGACACGCUCGACGCUAUAAGGACCCGCAUCCUGUCCAAGCGAAUGCUGAAGCUCCCUGCCAUGCUCAUGCGGAUCUUCCUAAGUGUUAGCUCCAUUCCAGGUCUCCAUGAUCGUGUUGUCAUCACCAGCGAGUUGCUCCGGACCAACAGUGCCGUGGCUCAUGUAACAGAUAGCAUCUUGACCACAAGGAGCCCGGACAUCGCCAUCAGCAAACUCAGAAUCAGAUUUAUCUUGACGCAAGAUGACUUUCUCACCAUUACCAAAUCUGUUGCCCAUGCCAUGGCAGCCCGGAAGGUUGACGCAGCCGAGUUUGAGAUCACAACGGAGAAGGCUUAUAAGAUAUCCUCUCCUGAUGAUCUCGUCCGCUUUGGGAAGCAGUUCAAUGAUUUUAUCGGUGCUUGUCCGGAUGCAUUUGCUGGUCUUAGGUGCCUGUGGCUGCGCAACAUGAGGUUUGGUGAACUGGACAUUCCCAACAUCCUCAGCACUUGCAAGCUCUUGGAGUCUCUGCAUUUAACCUAUUGCGACUCAGGGAUCCAUUCUGUACUCCAAGUAGAACAUGCUCUACUUGUUGAGCUCGAGGUUGACUAUGGGCAAUUUGAGAGAAUCGAGCUGAUAUGUCUACCCAAACUCCAACGGGUGAGCUAUACUGGUUGGUACUCUCAUGAAGAUCCCCUUUAUUUUGGUUUUGUACCACAACCUUCAAAGCUGAGCCUCACUAAAACUGGCGUCAGUUCGGAUAAGACUCUUGAGUUAACUAUGUUCCUUGCUAAUGUUCCUGCCAUAACCGAUCUGCAUCUGGAUUUUAGAAGUGAAAAGAUCUGGGUUCUACCAGAAUGCCCGAAGCUGCUCACGACUAUGCUCAGCAAACUACAGCAUGUGAAUCUAGACAAUCUUCCUGAAGGAUGUGAUUUAGGUUGGACACCAUUUAUUCUUGAAGCUGCACCCUCCCUAAAAGCGCUGUGCAUCACAGUAUGGGAUCAUUGGUGCAUAAUGGCGACAGACAAAGAGUUUCGGAAGGAAAAUGGUUUCUGCGAAAAGGCAGACGUGAAGUGGAAGCCAUAUGCCGCUGCUUUCAAGCACAAGAAUCUGGCUAAGCUUACCAUAUAUGGCUUACAACCUGACGGCAACUUUAUGCGAUACAUCAGGUGUGUUGUGGAAGCUGCAGUGAAUAUGAUAGAGAUAUCUCUGCAUGACAGAAAGAUGUGUGGACGCUGUGGUGACUUGGAUCCCGAGAUCAAAGACAAGGUUUGUCCAUCAAGAUAUCCACGGACCGCUGAGGAGAGGAAGAGGGCAGUUGAGGGGUUGGGUUUGGCUUCGCCGGCUCUGAUUCACUUUCGGUCCUAA
Messenger RNA from Triticum aestivum (bread wheat), 1440 nucleotides. RefSeq lists its product as uncharacterized. NCBI's taxonomy places the organism in Eukaryota, Viridiplantae, Streptophyta, Magnoliopsida, Poales, Poaceae. Bases 1 to 1440 code for a protein of 479 amino acids. Gene Ontology annotation, molecular function: protein binding. The record is from RefSeq and is a predicted model, not a curated record. The transcript has 4 exons.